AUGACCUCACCCGUACAUGAGGGUGUUGUUAGCCGGCUUCAAGAUUUUUUCAAGGUUCCCAACGGUGGAGUUGUUGACGAUCCUCCCAUAGUAGUCUUUGGACAACUUCUACACUAUGAUCCUGGUGGAAGUGGAGUUCCUGAUGUUGCUGCAUACCCGGAUAUAGCAUUCAUUCCAAGACCUUCCACUUCCACCAUAAUACCUCGUCCUCCCAUGUAUGUUGAGUUUGAUAACAAUACCCGUGCUGUCAUUGGUAUCAAGAUUUUAGAUCCAAGACCAAAUAUUCGAGAACUUGGAACUGGAUAUUUCUAUAGAACAAUGACGGCAAAACUUUACCGUCAAGGAAUGACAGUACAAUGGGAUUUUGGAAAUGCUAAAAAAUAUUCAAGGGAUCCUGUCAACGAUCCUGCUGGUUGCAACGCGCCAAACUUGCCAGCUUUUCAGAUCACAAUUCCUAUAAGUGAUGUAUUUUGGGAUCCACCAUUUCCUAUCCCACCUGCAUAUGUUCCAGUGAUCCCUGCAGACAUAAUUGGUAGCAAUUUUAUUAUUGACUUAUACCGGAUCCAGUGA
Paraglomus brasilianum is the source of this 570-nucleotide messenger RNA. The record is from the annotation of a GenBank genome assembly. NCBI's taxonomy places the organism in Eukaryota, Fungi, Glomeromycota, Glomeromycetes, Paraglomerales, Paraglomeraceae.